UUUUUUUUUUUCUUGCUUCUUGUAUCAAAUGAAUUUUAUAACAAAGAUAUCAUCAUUAGCCAUUCAUGAUAAUACAUUAAAUGGCUGGUUUGGUGUUUUGUUAUCAUCUUCAGCAUGCAUCAUUGGAGCUUCAAUUGUUUUUAUAGAUAAAUUUUUUCAUACAAAAGUAUUAGAUAGUCGUUCCUUUAUGGCAGCGUCUAUGUCACUGGCAUCUGGUGUUUUAUUAUUCUCAUCUUUAUCUGUAUUAUUCCCUCAAGCACAAAAAAAUCUAAAUAAUUCUACAGUAUUAUAUGUAUGCUAUUUUGGUGGAGCUAUUUUUACUCUUUUGUUAACUAGACUUAUUCAUUAUUUAAUGCCUGAUGCUAUUCAUGCUUGUGGAGAAGCAACGCAAGAAUGCCACCAUAAUGAAGAACAUCAUCAUAGACAUUCAAUAAGAGAGGAAAGACGUAAAUUAAAUAAUCGGCCUUGUGAUGUUGAAUAUGGUACAAUUCGUUCAAGUGAAUCUCAUUUCCGAUUUCAUCAUGAUGAUCUAACCCAUCAUAAUCAACUUCAUCAAACAGAAGAAGUAACUGAUAAUGAUACUAUUAGUGAAUGUUCAAGUGCAAAUCAUCAUAAUCAUCAUGAAUCAGUUGAACAAACAGUUGAAAAUGAUCCUAAACAUUAUUAUAGUAUUGGCAUUCAAACUGCUAUUGCCAUUUGUGUACACAAGUUUCCAGAGGGACUCAUCAUGUUUGUUUCCAGUCAAGCAUCCACUUCACUCGGUAUCAGUGUUGCUAUUGCUAUGUCAAUUCAUAAUUUAACAGAAGGAUUUAUGAUCGCUUUACCCUUGUAUUACGCCACACAAUCUCGUGUAACUGCGUUCAAUUAUGCGGCUAUAAUGGGAGGACUUUCUCAGCCAUUAGGUGCACUUAUUGGGUUAGGGCUUAUUAAGAAUAUAACGAAAAAGAGUGAAAAUUGGUUGUUUGGUAUUGUAUUUGGAUGUGUCAGUGGAAUGAUGUCCCUUAUUACUAUUCAGAGUAUGUUACCGCAAGCUAUUAGGGCAGACAAUAAGCAGCAUUUUGUACUUUUAUUUUUCUUUUUAGGUGUAUUCUUAGUUGGACUUACAUCUAUCUUAGAAGACCUUUAAAAUUACUAUUUUUUUUCUUUUUUUUUUUUUCUUUUUUUCUUUUUUAUUUAGUUACAUAAAUA
Molecule: messenger RNA, 1188 nt
Organism: Cokeromyces recurvatus
Lineage: Eukaryota; Fungi; Mucoromycota; Mucoromycetes; Mucorales; Mucoraceae
Product: Zinc/iron permease
Exons: 4
Coding region: 29-1126 (365 amino acids)
Biological process (GO): zinc ion transmembrane transport
Cellular component (GO): membrane
Molecular function (GO): zinc ion transmembrane transporter activity
Source: RefSeq, a predicted model, not a curated record